AUGUCCACCACACACAUUAAACUUUCAGAAUUAAAAGAACAAGCAAAAGUACUAAAUGAGCCGAAUGAGUACAAAUUAAAAGUUUGGGUAAAAGCAACGGAAAAGUUGAUUGAAGAGGCAUGUCCUUUUUCUUCAAACUUCAAGGAAUUAAUCGAAAAUGCAAAUGAUCUGGUGCUAUAUAAAACAUAUCAUGAAUUAAAAAAGAAACUUCCUAAUAUUAUGACAGAGACAGAAAGAACUUCACUUCUAAUACAAAAAAAUCAAGAUCAAUUGGAUAAAGAUGAGAGUGAACAUAGCAUUAAUAAAAUGCCAGAACCUUUUACUUCAUUCAACUCAUCAAAUUCUAAUCUAAAUUUCAAUCAAGUUUUUGAUUCUUCUCCAGUGUAUAUUGUUGGAAACAAAAUGAUUGGAAAUUUAACGUCAUCAACACAAUCUCCUAACGCAAUCACCAUGACACCUGUGGAUGCCUACAAAAAUAAGAUUGAAAAGACUAAAGCUGACUUGAAAAACGAUGACUCAUUUUGUAACAAUAACAACAUUAAUAUUAACAAUGAAGGAAAUUUUGAUACAUAUGUAAAAGAAUCUUCAAGAAACUCCAUAUUAUACAAGUUUUCUAUAACACCCAAUUCUGAAACUAUAAAUGCUUCAGAAUUGAAUGAGCUUUUAAUAGAACCUGACACUGCACAAAAAAUCUUAUUGUUUGAUGUUAGGCAUAGGGAGGAUUUUGAUCAAAGUCAUAUAAAAACAAAAAAUAUUGUAUGUUUAGAUCCUCUCAUCAUAAAAGAUGGAGUUUCAUCGCUAGACAUGGAAUCAAAAUUAAUAAUUUCUCCAAAAAAAGAACAGGAUCUUUUUAAAAAUCGUAACCUUUUUGAAUUAGUUAUUUUAUAUGAUCAAGAUUCUGUAUCCAAAACUCCAAAAUUGGCUCAAACCAAUACCCUAAACAAUCUAAUUAACAUAAUCUACGAAAAUGAAUACAUGAAAAAAUUGAAACGUUCUCCAUUACUACUAAACGGUGGCUUUGCUUCCUGGAAACGUUUAUAUAGUGAGACGGGCACUGAGUCCACUAGCAGUGAAGAUGGAAACAUAAGUAAUCAGGUUGACGAGUACGGAUAUGAUUUAGGUCCUAUCAAUAAUCUUUCUACUACAAGAGCCAGAACAAAUAACCAUGAUAAAUCUAAAAGAAACGCAAUUAUCAUCCCAAAUGAUAGUUUACCUUUAUUAGAUACUCUUAGUCGUCAAAGCACGUUACAUAACGAACAAUCAUACGCAAGGAAUAUAACUGAUUACGUAAGUAUUAUUAUAGUUAUUUAUAAACAAUCAAUGACUGGAACCGGUCAUGAUCAAAUAGCUUACAAUUCGAACUAUUUAGAUUAUUCACAAACCAAUUCAACAAAAAUGCCAUCUCGUUAUCAAUCACCUGAAAGCUUACCAAGAAAUCCACAGAAAGAGCUCUCAGAUACUCAACGUGCUACUGAUUUGAAAAGACGUAAAACCAUUUUUGACCAUCCUUAUAAUGGUUUUACUAAUGUUCAAAACUCGGAUUAUUUACCAACACGUUCACAAAAAAAACAAAAUACUGCUGUAAACACUACAAUGUCACCACCACCUUUGCCAAAUAAAGUAUUACUACAGGUGGGAGGUAAUCCUACAUCGCCACCACCACCAUCAUCACCAUCAUAUAAAACAUCUCUUAUAGUGCCGAACGAACAACCAAUGGAAAUACUUAACAGACCAUCUUCAGGUCUUGGUCAUUAUCACCAGCGAUUUCCUACAUCCGAGAGUUCUUUUUCACAGCUGAGUUCAGGAAUUGGAAUUGCUGGAUUAAAAAAUCUUGGCAAUACUUGUUUUAUGAAUUCGAUCAUACAAUGUUUGAGCGGCACUAUUCCAUUUGCUCGCUACUUUUUAAACGGAAGCUACAAAAAUCAUAUUAAUAAAGUUAACCCUUUAGGCACAAAAGGUGCUUUAGCUAUAGCAUUUGCAAACUUGAUCAAAGUGGUAUGGAGUGGACAAUAUCCGGUUGUUUCUCCUGUAACAUUUAAACAAGCUAUUGGUGAUUUUGCACCUCAAUUUUCAGGAACUGAUCAACAAGAUUCACAAGAAUUUCUUGCAUAUUUAUUAGAUGGGCUGCAUGAGGAUUUGAACAUUGUAAAAGUUAAACCCAUUAUUAAAGAAUUAACAGAGAAAGAAGAAGAAAUCAUGGAAGGUCUUCCGAUUCAAAUUGCAUCAGUGUUUGAAUGGGAUAGAUACAUGAUGCGCAAUUCAUCUAUCGUGGUUAGUUUAUUCCAAGGACAAUUUAGAAAUCAACUGAAAUGUUUAUCCUGUGGUAAAACAUCCACAACCUACAAUACAUUUAUGUAUUUAUCAUUGCCAAUUCCUAAAUCAAAAUCAGGCAACAAAAAUGUUAAUUUAUUAGAAUGUUUAGAUGCUUUUAUUAAAGAGGAGGUUUUGGAGGGAGAAGAUGCAUGGAAGUGUCCUAAAUGUAAAAUACAUCAACGUGCAACAAAACGUCUUUCAAUUUCAAGAUUGCCCGAUGUUCUUUUAAUUCACCUCAAGAGAUUUUCGUUUAAAGGGCCAUUUAGAGAUAAAAUGGAAACCUUGAUCGAUUUUCCAUUAAAAAAUUUGGAUUUAACAAGAUAUGUUCCUUCCCCAUUACCACAAUCCGUUAACAAUUCUGGUAAAAAGGUGUUGUUGAAUUCCACCGACUCGGAUGCAUUGAUUGAUUCUUUACAACAAGUUGGACCUUUUGUAUACAAUUUAUAUGCAGUAUCAAAUCAUUAUGGUGGAUUGAACGGUGGACAUUAUACAGCAUGUGUACGAAAUAGUUUUAAAAAUGAAUGGCACAACUUUGAUGAUAGUCGUGUGUCAGUUUGUAAAGAAGAAUCUGUUAAGUCUCGUGCUGCAUACAAUUUAUUCUAUGUUAGAAAUUCUUUAUAA
Messenger RNA from Entrophospora sp. SA101, 2934 nucleotides. The record is from the annotation of a GenBank genome assembly. NCBI's taxonomy places the organism in Eukaryota, Fungi, Glomeromycota, Glomeromycetes, Entrophosporales, Entrophosporaceae.